This is a messenger RNA of Annulohypoxylon truncatum, 885 nucleotides long. RefSeq lists its product as uncharacterized. The record is from RefSeq and is a predicted model, not a curated record. Bases 256 to 675 code for a protein of 139 amino acids. The transcript has a single exon. NCBI's taxonomy places the organism in Eukaryota, Fungi, Ascomycota, Sordariomycetes, Xylariales, Hypoxylaceae.
GUGGACGAUGGGAUUCUAUGCAAAACACAUGGAUUCUAAAGGGGGCGUAGAAUAUCCAUGGGAAGGGAUAAAUAGAUAGCUCUGUGUCCCCCGGGGCCACGCGCUUUGGUUUAUGAGACCAAAGUAUCGAACCAGACGACUACGACACUUCAAUUGAUACCAUUCCUCAAUCUGAUCAUCCAUCACUCGAAGUCGACGCAACAGCUACGCUUAUACACAACUCUUCACAAAGAGACCGCACGAGAAAAUCCGACGAUGACUUCAUCAGGACGAGGCGCGAGGGCUACCUUCGUCGUUGCGCCCCCCGAGUCCAUCAAAGUUGGUCGAGAAUUCCCAAUCAUCAUCCAAGCCCCUGCCAACGAAGACAAUGGCUCAAUGGGGUUCCUGACGCUUCACUCCGUCACAUCGCGCUCGAGCGGGCCCUCAGAGGCCUCAGAGUACGUCAAAGGAAGCCUCGUUGGAAAUUGGGACGUUAUGUCGAAUUGCUACGAUGCGAUGGAGUUCAAGGUCAAGGUGACUCGACCUGGGAGUUAUUAUCUUCAGGUUCAGCUUUACGGCGAGCCUAGAGAUAACCACGACGGGAGAGGCCUUACAGUGGAACAUCUGGGAGGCGUGGAGAGCCAGAGGUUCCGUGUGCGCGAGAAGAGCUCUUCACCUAGGAGUUCCAAGCGCUGAUACGGAAAGGAUAUCUGCCCAAGGGCUUAUUCAUGACUGAGAAACGAAUUUAUGACGGUGCGAAAAACUGGGUAUGGCUUGGUUCGGGAAGAUUCGGUCCCUUGCGGGAAUAGAAAGGUAGAGAAACGCUUGCAAUGGCGGUCUAUGGGUUUUGGAUGGAACAUUCACAUCGAUAGCUCCUUUGUUAUUACUGAUUAUAAAGAAAUAGAC